Messenger RNA from Penicillium cinerascens, 2406 nucleotides. RefSeq names its product Zn(II)2Cys6 transcription factor. The record is from RefSeq and is a predicted model, not a curated record. Lineage: Eukaryota; Fungi; Ascomycota; Eurotiomycetes; Eurotiales; Aspergillaceae. Gene Ontology annotation, biological process: DNA-templated transcription; regulation of DNA-templated transcription. The transcript is spliced from 2 exons. Gene Ontology annotation, molecular function: DNA binding; zinc ion binding; DNA-binding transcription factor activity, RNA polymerase II-specific. The annotation marks the transcript as partial.
CUUACCCUCGGCAAUCGUUUGACACGAUGCCCUGAUCUUGACGUGAGCGAACCCGAGAAUAAUGCAGAGCCGUGGCCAAAUCGCACAUGGAAUGAUGUCGAUGGUCCUCCUGCCAUGUCCUUCCUCAACGAUAACGCCUCCUCGCCGCUCCCGGGCGAUGGUGUGAGCAAGCGCAAGCAGGGCUCCGCCGCCUGCGUCCACUGCCACCGGCGCAAGGUUCGUUGCGAUGCCCGUAUGGUCGGAACACCCUGCACAAACUGUCGCACUUCUGGAAAAACCGACUGCCGCAUCCACGAAAAGAAGAAGCGACUUGCAGUACGCUCGAUCCUGGACCCCGUUCCGAUCCGAUCUCGGCCCCUCCCGACCUCUGAUCACGCCGCCAACGCGUCAACGUCGGCCGGCACGCCGCAGCCGCCAAGCUUUCCCACUGCUUUCCCGGGUGGCUCCGCGGCAACACCUCUUGCAAGCAACCUUUCGCAGCAAACCUUCCUAUCCAAUGCCGGGCCGGACAAUUUCGGGCGCCAAGGCCCGGAUCUGUCGCAUGCCCACGAGGCACACACGGAGAUGGAACAGCACCUUGUCAAACUCAUUGACGAGGAAGAAUCCGGCAGAAGAGAAAUCCAAAGAGGCGUGCGCGCAUUCUAUGUUGGGCAUGAGCAUUCAAAUAUGUCCUUCCUGAUUCGCCAACAACGAGAUCAGGACGACAAUGUAUACCACUUUGCAAGCAAUGAGAUCCCGCGGCGACAGACGAAGACCGUUCAGGAUCAGCUUCUGAUGGAUGCAUUGACUCUACCCGAGCCGGCUCUGGCAGAUGAACUGGUGCAGGCAUACUUUACCUACGUCAAUCCCGGAUACCCCAUUAUCGACGAAGAUCUGUUCAUGACACAAUACCGAAAUCGAAACCCCUCAGAUCCCCCGCCAAUUCUGCUGCUUCAAGCCAUUUUACUUGUUGGAGCACACGUCACCCGCCCAAAAGUUGAGCGUGACGCACUCAAAGAAAUAUUUUUCCGUCGCACCAAAUACCUGUUUGACAACCGUAUCGAGCGCAAUCGGGAUAUUCUCGUUCAAGCAGCGCUGCUGUUGACUUGGCAUUCGGAUAGCGCCGACGACGACGUGGCAGCAGACGCCCACUUUUGGGUUGGCGUGGCUGCACGAAUCGCCACCGGGCUUGGAAUGCACCGCAAUCCCGUGUCCAGUAGCUUUGUUACACGGGACAGGCGGAUGUGGAGACGAGUCUGGUUCAUCAUGGUGCAAUUCGAUGUGAUGGUCUCACUUUCAUAUGGUCGUCCACAAGCUAUCAACUUGGAUGACUCUGAUGUGUCCCCUCUGACCCUAGCCGAUUUUGAGAACUGUGGGCCUCAUGUGCAAUCCGAGUUUGUAAUUCAUUUUACAGAACUUUGCACCAUGAUCUCGUAUCUCAUUCGGGAUCGGUUCGGACUGCGUUCUUCUGAUGAACGACGAAAGGCCGUUCUUUCAGAAGCCGAUGAGUCUUUGGCAAACUGGUCAUUGAAGCUUCCGGACAACCUGCGCCUUCGAGCAUCUGACAUGGAUCCUUGGUCUGCUAUGCUCCAUCUGACCUACAACAACUUCCUGAUUUUGCUGCAUCGACCUCACCCGAGAGCCUCCGCGUACUCGGACGAUUACGGUCCCCACGACGCGGAAAUUUGCAGUGCUGCUGCUGGAGUCAUCGCCUCUAUCUUCGAAGAGCUCAGACUCAACGACCGUCUGAAGUUCCUCUGGUACACCGGUGUCCAUACUCUAUUCACAGCCAUGAUCCAGGUCCGGGUCGAGCUGCGGUUCUCCAAUCCCGUUCUGGCGAUCAAUGCUCUGCGUCGUUUCGAUUCAGCAUCCUAUUCUCUCCGGGAACUGGCUCAGUAUUGGGUCCACGCAGGCACAAUUUUGCGACUGUUCGAAGACUCCAAGCGUCUUCAGAAAGACUUGCGCACGGCUACGGGCGAUCGAUCCAAGUCAUAUAAUGCCACUGCCAAUAAGAUGCCAGUCACUACUCCCGACCCGACAGCGGCCAUGCAGGCUGUACAGACACCGCGGCCGCUUUCCUUCGGUGUUCCAACCCCUGAAUCCAGCCAUACACCGAUGCAAGGAGCUACAUUAUCGCCACAACCACCCCAACCACAGUUCGACAACUGGAUCACCGCACCGCUCAGGCUCAAUGUUGGUCCACUGGAGCGAAACGACCCAUAUGCCAAUACCAUGCAGGUGGAUCCUCUGGAGCAAACCCGCGACUAUCCAGAUUGGAAGCAGCUCUUCUCCUUUGCAGAUUCCGAAUUGCCUCCGCCCAUGCCCAUGGAAGGACUCAUGGAAUUAGAAGACGAAUGGCGACAGAUUUAUUGGCAAGAUACCCCAAUGGCAGAUCUCAUGCAGGAUGGAGGCUGGCUUCCCGGCUAG